Messenger RNA from Microthlaspi erraticum, 1983 nucleotides. Lineage: Eukaryota; Viridiplantae; Streptophyta; Magnoliopsida; Brassicales; Brassicaceae. The record is from the annotation of a GenBank genome assembly.
AUGGCUUUAGCUCCUCCAAAUGGUGGAGAGAGACUGGAAUUUGACGAUGAAGAAGUCGAGCGAGAGGAGUUUCAACUCGAGGAACUAUUGCGCGAAUUUCAAAACGAGCCGUCGAUUCAGCACCGCCAGUUGCCUGAGACUGAUGACGAAGCAGAAGAUGAUGGCGAAGCUAGAGCUGAAGCAGGCGGUGAAGGUCGAGAGAGAAUGGUCACGAGAAUUAGUCGUGGUGAUGGGUCUUUGUACAAAGACCAGACUUUCUUCAACGGUGUAGCUUUCAAAGAGAGUGUCCUCGACUACGCCCUUAAAACAAGGUGGAAUAUCAGCCAAUACAGGUACGAUAAGGAUAAGAUUGGAUUUGAAUGUGCUGGUAGAGGUUUGAACGAUUCAGAGUGUAUGUGGCAAAUUUAUGCCUCGAUUCUUCCAAAAGAUAAAAUUUGGAGAGUUAGGAAGUUUGUAGAGACGCAUACAUGUCAAAAGACUGGACAAGUUGAGUUGGUUAAAGUCCCUGUGAUAGCUAGGUUGUUUAAGGAGAAGAUUCGUAGAGAACCUGAAUACUACAUGCCUAUGAAGAUUGAAGAAUUGGUUAUGUCAGAAUGGGGAAUUGUUGUGUCUAGGCCUCAAUGUCAAGCUGGUAGGAACAAAGCUUUGAAGUGGAUUAGUAGUGAAUAUGAUCAGCAGUUUGCAAGACUAAAAGAUUAUGCAGCCGAGAUAGUAGAUUCAAAUCCGGGUUCGUCUGUGGAAGUUUGCACAACUCGGAAUGAUAAAGGUGAAGAUGUGUUCUCGAGAUUCUAUGUUUGCUUUGACGUGCUCAGAAAAACAUGGAAGGAUAGUUGUAGGCCACUAAUAGGACUUGAUGGUUGCUUCCUUAAAGAGAGAAUCAAGGGACAGCUAUUGGUUGCUUUAGGUCGAGAUGCAGACAAUGCCAUUUAUCCAAUAGCCUGGGGUGUUGUAGAGGUGGAAAACAAUGAGAACUGGCAGUGGUUUGUGCAGAAGCUGAAGGUUGAUUUGGAUCUAAAAGAUGGUGACGGGUUCAUUGCUGUUUCAGACCGCCAUAAGGGAUUAGUAAGAGCUAUUAAGAUUGAGUUACCAAAGAUGGAGCAUCGUAAGUGUGUAAGACACAUCUACGGGAAUCUGAAGAAGAAACAUAAGAGCAAAAAGCAGAUGAAGUCACACAUAUGGAGGCUAGCUUGGAGUUACAAUGAAGCCAAGUUCCAGGCUUUUUACAAGCUAGGCAAUUACUGUGAAGACGUUGAAAACAACUCGACAGAGUCUUUUAAUGCCUCAAUAAACAAGGCCAGAGAGAAGCCAUUCAUCCCUAUGCUUGAAGCAAUAGCAAGGCUUGCCAUGGCACGUAUUGCCGUAAGGUCGAGAAUAUCUCAUGACCAUACAGGAAAAUGUACACCAUAUGUGAUUGAAAAGCUAGCAAAGCAGCUUGUAGAUAAAGAUAAGAAAGAUGGAGCCAAGAAGAAGUGGGACAUAACUGGAAUACCAUGUAAGCAUGCUCAUGGUGUGAUGUUGAAGCUGAAGAUUGACCCUGAAGACUAUGUCUGUUAUGGUUCCGGACACCUAUGUGGAGAAGAAACUACACUGACGGACUUAUUCCAGUUAGGGGUUCGAGGUUUUGGCCAGCAACAGAUGCUCCGGAUGUACAUGUACCUCCUCCUAAAGAGAAACCAGCUGAAGAAGAAACCGGGACUGAAGCAGCAACAGAACCAGGAAAAGAAGCAGGGAAGAAGAAGCUCACCAAGGCUGACAAGACAAGAAAAAAAGGUGUUAAUGAGUCUCCAACUAAGAAGCAACGAAAGGAGAAGCAAAGGAUUAUGCAUUGUGGAGUUUGUGGUGAGGCUAAUCACAACGCUAGGCAUCACAAGGCGAAUUCUUCACAGACAUUGUUGUUGGAGGGUCCUCAAAGUCACGUUGAAUCCUCUCAAGGAACCCUUACUCAAGAUUGAGUUGACAUCUACUUUUGGUAUUUGGACUUAG